UGUUGUUGACACUUUACAACUUUUAACGUUUCGUAAAUUUGCAACGGUUUCUAACUUUUCAUUUUAAAUAAAGGCGAGUAUGAUAUAUUGACAUUAAAUCCAUAUGAUUUAACAAGUUCGUAAGGAAAUAAAAAUUAUGUCUGAAAUAAAUGACGAUCCGAAAGAGGUUCUUUCCAUUUUAAAUUCCCUCGGAUUUGUCGGCAUCACUGCAUCUCAAUUGAAGUCCUUUAUGAAAGAUCUGAAACUAUAUAGAAAGAUAAAAGAGCGAGACCGCGAGGCAUGGAAAGAAGAAAUAAAAGGGAAAAUCCUGGCAAAACAACGACGAGCUCUCUCCGAAUUUAUCCAGGAACAAGAAGCAAAAUGCACAAGGCACACUGAACCAGGGAAAAUAAUUCCUCCAGAAUCUCCACGAAAGGGUGAAGCAGUGGUGAAAAUAAAAAUAAAAUAUUCGCCAAAAGGCAAGGAAAACGACGAAAGAGAAGCUUCCAGACAAUGUCGCUUGAAAACUCGAAAAUCCGCGUCUGCUCGAGGAAAGUGUGAUUUUUGGAUGAAAGAUUUGAUCCCAGGUGAUUCUAAAUAUCCAACAACAUCUACCAGAACAUCUAGUAGAGAAUGCACACAUCCUCCGAAGUCUGUUUCGAGAGAGAAAUCGGUGGAUGAACCGAGAAACAUCCACAUCGAGUGUGCCAAGGAAAAUAUUGAAAGUGCUUCCCGUGAAAAAUCUAGAGAUAAAACCGAAAAUACUGAGCGAAGGACACCGCGUCUUUGUCAUAAAUUUCAGGGACAAAAAAGACCAGCAAGUGCUCCUGAAGUGGCUUCAAAUAUGUUGAACACGAGGACAAAAAGCAUGAUUUCAGAUCCGGGAGAAACGGCUAGUUCUUGCGUCACAAAAACUUCAGGGCAGCUUUCGCAACGUAAAUCAUUUAUAAGGCCUUGGCGGUUAAAUCCGGAAACACACAGAAAAUGGAAAAAAUCGGAUCCUGUAGCUCUUUAUCAGAAAUACCAAGAGGAAUGGAAACACUGCCCUCUUCCAGGAGAAAACAGACACAAGGCUAUCCGAUGGGCGAUUAGGGAAAAAAUGAUGGGCAGCGAUCCACAUCCUAGGCCUGCUGUCUAUCAACCUUCCAGCACUUCGGCGCUCAAAAGAUGACAAAAAAAA
Molecule: messenger RNA, 1159 nt
Organism: Belonocnema kinseyi
Lineage: Eukaryota; Metazoa; Arthropoda; Insecta; Hymenoptera; Cynipidae
Exons: 4
Coding region: 137-1150 (337 amino acids)
Biological process (GO): cilium assembly
Cellular component (GO): centriole; non-motile cilium
Source: RefSeq, a predicted model, not a curated record